GAGACAAACAAAAUUGAUAAAUUGGAAUUUGAAUCAAAAAAGUUAUUAGAAAACUUAAAUACCUUGCAGAAAGAGAAAGAUAGAUUAGUUAUUGAGAGGGAUUCAUUAAAAGAAGCAAAUGAAGAAUUAAAAUGUUGUCAAACUCAAAUGAAAAAGACCAGUACACUUGAACACUCUCAAACAACCACUAGCGAUGACAUGGAAUCAGCAAUGGACCUCAAACAGAAAUUAGUGAGGCUUCAGCAUGAGAACACAAUGCUUAAAAUGAAUCAAAAAGAACCAGAAGAAGAUAAAAUUUCGGUACUUCAAAGUAUUUUGGAUAAUACGAGACAACAGUAUAAUGAACUGCGUUUAGACAAUAGGUAUAUUCUUAUUUCUUAUAUAUUUCUUUAAAAAAAUAGUUUUUUU
Molecule: messenger RNA, 408 nt
Organism: Acyrthosiphon pisum (pea aphid)
Lineage: Eukaryota; Metazoa; Arthropoda; Insecta; Hemiptera; Aphididae
Product: protein Hook homolog 3
Exons: 3
Coding region: 148-393 (81 amino acids)
Biological process (GO): cytoplasmic microtubule organization
Molecular function (GO): microtubule binding
Source: RefSeq, a predicted model, not a curated record